AUGUAGUUUCAUUUGUCCAACAGUUAUUAUUUAUAACCAACUAUAUUAAUGAAAUUUCUAUUUUAAAUCAGUGCUGAUAUUUUAAUAGUAGUCUUGCUUUAUACUAAUAUAGAUGGUUAACGAAUAGCUACAGAUAUUAUAACAAUAAUGAUUAUUUACCAUUUCAAAUUAUAAUUUCAAUGA
Messenger RNA from Paramecium pentaurelia, 183 nucleotides. The record is from the annotation of a GenBank genome assembly. NCBI's taxonomy places the organism in Eukaryota, Ciliophora, Oligohymenophorea, Peniculida, Parameciidae.